Anopheles funestus (African malaria mosquito) is the source of this 2312-nucleotide messenger RNA. It is a transcript of the gene Ns2, whose product is annotated as nucleolar GTP-binding protein 2. The transcript has a single exon. NCBI's taxonomy places the organism in Eukaryota, Metazoa, Arthropoda, Insecta, Diptera, Culicidae. Gene Ontology annotation, molecular function: GTP binding. The coding region runs from base 136 to 2208 and encodes 690 amino acids. Gene Ontology annotation, cellular component: nucleolus. The record is from RefSeq and is a predicted model, not a curated record.
CGAGCCGCGUGUUGCGGUCGCUGUGUUUAUUUGCGUCGUGUUAAUUGCCGUCUCGUGUAAAUCUUCGGUGAAAAGUUCAUAUAAUUUCGAUUCAUUUAACUUGGCGUACAUCUCCACCUGCAAAAGACCAUCAAAAUGCCGAAAGUGAGCUCCCGGUCGGGGCCACCCCGAAAGAUGUCGCUGAACAAAUCGACACACUCGAUGAACCCGGACCGGCCUACCGAAGGUCUCAAGGGGGUGGCUAAACCGCGUACGAAAGCAACCAUCAAGCGGUUGCAGAUGUACCGGAACUUUAAGGCAAAACGCGAUCGCAGAGGAAAAAUCAUUACCCCAGCACCGUUCCAAGGGUGGGUUAACAGCGGUACGGUGGCGCGUGUCGAACCGUCCCCGAAGUGGUUUGCCAAUUCACGUGUCAUCUCGCAAAAAUCGCUUCAAAAGUUUCAGGAAGAGAUGGGCAAAGCGGUGAAGGACCCGUACAAGGUAAUCAUGAAGCCUACCAACCUGCCUAUUACGCUUCUCAACGAAUCGGCCCGUUACCAACGGGUGCAUCUGCUAGACACGGAAAGUUACGAAACGGUUUUCGGCAAGAAAAAGCUACGAAAGCGACCAACGCUGAAGGUGCGAGAUUUGGAGGAUCUAACGAAGACUGCAGAGGAAUCGGCCGAAAAGUACGACGAGUCGAAAGAUCACGAUAUCGAGCGUGACGACGGUGGUGUGAAGGAUGCGGUAAGGGAAUACAUUUUUGCUGCCGGUCAAAGCAAGCGUAUCUGGAACGAGCUGCACAAAGUGGUAGAUUCGGCAGACGUGCUGCUGCAGGUGCUAGAUGCACGCGAUCCAAUGGGCACCCGAUCUAAGUACAUCGAGAAUUUCCUGCGUAAGGAGAAACCACACAAGCAUCUGUUCUUCAUCCUGAACAAGGUCGAUCUGGUGCCGAUUUGGGUGACGCAGCGUUGGGUGGCCAUACUCAGCAAGGAGUAUCCGACGAUCGCUUUUCACGCUUCCCUGACGCAUCCGUUCGGCAAGGGUGCGUUGAUCAAUCUGUUGCGACAGAUCGGCAAGCUGCACGUGGACAAGAAACAGAUCAGUGUGGGCUUCAUUGGUUACCCGAACGUAGGCAAAUCGUCCGUCAUUAAUGCACUGCGAAGCAAGAAAGUGUGCAAAGUUGCCCCGAUUGCGGGCGAAACAAAGGUGUGGCAAUAUAUUACGCUGAUGAAACGUAUUUUCCUGAUCGAUUGUCCCGGUGUGGUGUACCCGACGGCCGAAACCGACACUGAGAAGGUGCUGAAGGCCGUGGUACGUGUCGAGCUGGUCAACAAUCCGGAAGACUACAUCGAGGAAGUGUUGAAUCGCAUCCGCAAAGAGUACAUCGUGAAGACGUACGGUGUGUCGGAGUGGACUGAUCAUAUCGAUUUCCUCGAACAGAUCGCCCGCAAAAUGGGAAAACUACUAAAGAAAGGUGAACCGGACGUAACGACCGUUGCCAAGAUGAUACUGAACGAUUGGCAACGUGGUCGGUUACCGUUUUACGUUGCACCGGAAGGUUUCGAAGUACCAAAAUCGUUCCACGAGCAGCAACGGAAUCACCCGGAACAGGUGCCGACGGCGGAGCAGAACGACAUGAACCAAACGGUACAGGGUGACGAUGAUCAGAAGAGUACAUAUUCCGGUGUAACGGCGACCCCGACGAUCCCCGACACGGUAAAGAAGGGCCGCGAACUGUUCCAGAUACAGGACUUCCGGAAAAUUAAAGUUAACCUGGAGUUCGAAAGCGAGGACGUUCGUGAAAUCGAUAAGAUCGAUCUGGAGCUGCUGGAGAAAUUGAAGGAAGAGAAGAAAGCGGAAGCUAAAGCGAAGAGAGCGAACCGUAAGAAAGCUGCCACGGGUGAAGAAGAUGAAGAUUCGUCUGGCAUUAGCGAUUUCUACUCGGAAGAUGAAUAUGAUGAAGCGCAGGGCAGGGUGGUGCAUCGUAGCGCCAAGGAGAAGGGAUCACUCAGCAAGAAGAAGCAGCAGCCAGAGAAGGAGACUGUCGAUGCUUCCGAAACGAUGGACGAACCGGAAACGAGCAACAAAAAGGUCGCCAAACUUACCUCCAAGCAGAAGCGUGCGAUUGAGCGUGCAAACAAGCGGAAGAAGAUUGGCAGCAACUUUUACGAAACGCACAACGUUAAAAAUCGUAAUCGGAAUAAGAAGGCGAAAACGGAUGAUUAAGCGCAUCGGGAAUUGUUGGUCUGCUUAUUGAUUUCCUUCUAUUCUUAUCCUUUUCAUUUAGACUGUUGCGCUUUAUAUACAAUAAAAAUGUAAUCAAUUGGUGA